AUGAAAAGUCCAUUUUCACUCAAAAUUUCGGCUCUAAAAUAUGAGAAUCUUAUUACUGUUCUUAGCAUUGACGGAGGUGAUUACUUGGAUGUAAUUGCUGGUACAAGUACAGGGGGUCUCGUUACUUCCAUGUUAGCAGCUCCACAUCCACAGGCCAAUAAUCGCCCUUUAUUUGCUGCCAAAGAAAUUGUGCCAUUUUACCUCCAAAAUUCUCCACAAAUUUUCCCCCAGAGAAGGGGAAUAUUCGCUCCGCUGGUGAACAUAGGGAAAGCAUUGACAGGACCCAAGUACGAUGUGGCCAACCGAAGCAACCUUAGACGUAGCAUGUCAGAUAUUUGCAUAACCACUUCGGCUGCUCCAACUUUUUUACCGGCUCAUUAUUUUACAAAAGAAGAUGAACAAGGCAAAGUGAUAAAAGAAUUCAAAACCUCAUUGACGGUGGUGUGGCUGCAAAUAAUCCGUUUGGUUGCAAUUAGAGAAGUGAUGAAGCAAAUAAUAAGGAAGCCAGACGAAAUAGCUAUUAACCCUUUGGACUAUGAUCGGUUUCUUGUUCUCUCGUUAGGGACUGGAUCGAACAAAACGCCCAUUGUAGAUUGUUUUAGCGAAGCAAGCAAUGAUAUGGUUGACUAUCACAACUGUGUGGUUUUUAGUGCGCUUCAAUCCGAAGACAACUACCUCCGGAUUCAAGACAAUACAUUGAAGGGGGAUUUGGCAUCUGUGGAUAUAGCUACGAAAGAGAAUUUGGAUAAUUUGGUCAACGUGGGGGAGCAGCUAUUGAAGAAAACAGUGACGCGAGUGAAUCUUGAUACAGGUCUUUAUGAACCAGUUCCUGACAAGGCACCAAUGAGGAAGCACUCAAAAGGUUUGCAACAUCACUCUGGGAGGCAAGAAAGGGGAGAAAGUCCAACUCUGUAG
Sphenostylis stenocarpa is the source of this 915-nucleotide messenger RNA. Lineage: Eukaryota; Viridiplantae; Streptophyta; Magnoliopsida; Fabales; Fabaceae. The record is from the annotation of a GenBank genome assembly.